AUGAUUUUCCUGCUGCUUGUCCCUGGAUGCCUGGCCGUUCUCCUCCUCUUCUUGGUCGUGGAGCACGUCGCGAUCUAUCUCUGGGAUUCCAAAGGACUUCGGAGGUAUCAUAAUCUCAACUUCCUUUGCGGCAUCACCAACCUAGGGUACAUUAUUCAUCUUUGGCGUGGAGAUGCGUUCCGAACGCGUGAGCUGAUGGCAGCACACCGCCAGCAUAAGGUCGUCCGCCUGGGUCCAAACGCUCUUUCCUUCGCAGACUUGCGAGCGAUCAGAGACAUCUACGGACACGGCACCCUCUGCUCCAAAGGCGACAUGUACUCCACACCUGCUGGUGAGCACCGGAGCAUUCUGGACAGCGUGGACAAGCAAGAGCAUGCAGCAAAACGGAGGCGCUUGGCUGCUGCAUUCGCAACCAAGCAUCUCGAGGCGUGGGAAUGGAAAAUCGUCGACAAGUGUGAGAGGCUCGUGGCACAAUUGGAUCGUUUUUGUGUCCCCAGCCUCGAGAAGAGUAAUGCUGACACCACCGUGGUCGACUUGCGGAAGUGGACGAAUCUCUUCACGGUCGAAGCCAUUGCAGAUAUUGCUCUGAGCGAGCACCUUGGGAUGCUCGAGGCUGGCCACGACAAGGUCCUAGCACUGGAAAAGAACGGGAUGACUCGUGAAGUGAGCUUUAUCGCCAGCCUCCACGGGCUAGGGCGAUCAAUAGCCCCGAUCGUAUGGUCGAGCCGGGCGUAUGGUCUCUUGAAAAGGGUUGUUCCGUUGUUCUCACGGAAGUUCCAACAAGAGCAGGAUAACAACACUAGCUACGACGCCAUUGUGCGCCGGCUCGUGCAGAAUCGCUUGCGGAGACAGAUCGAGGGGGAAGAACUGGAUGACUUCUUCGCCUCCCUCUGGCAUGACAAGCAGGGGAAUGCGACGAACUUGCCAGUCGGUGAGAUCGAGGCCGAGGUCAGCGUAUUCAUGAAUGCCGGGUCCGACACUACCGCCAUAGCGUUGACGCAUGUCCUGUACUAUCUCCUCAAGAACCCCGACAAGCUCGAAAAACUGCGAAAAGAGCUGGAUCAUUACCUGAUACAGAGAGAGGCCAUAGCCCCUUCCUACGGCGCGGUCAAGGAUCUACCAUAUCUCCGCGCCUGCCUUGACGAGUCCCUACGCCUGUCGCCGCCUGUGGCUUUUGGUCUGGAGCGCAAGACGCCCGCCGAAGGGACCACGGUCGCCGGCCAGUGGAUCGCCGGCGACACCCUGGUCUCUGUGCCGGCGUACGUGGCGCACCGGGAUCCCGUCGCGUUUCCCGAGCCCGAAAAGUUCGUGCCGGAACGAUGGCUCGCGGACGAGGCGAAGGAGAUCCAGAAGUACUUCAUCUCAUUCAGCGCCGGGGCGCGAGGCUGCAUCGGCAGGAACAUCACCUACAUGGAGCAGUUCAUGCUCGUAGCGACACUGAUGCGUCGGUACGAUUUCGCCUUGCCGCACAGGGACUGGGAGUUGACGUGGGAAGAGCGUUUCAAUCUCUGGCCACGCGCCUUGCCGCUGAGGAUAUCACAACCCGGGUUCAGUUCCCAGCGUCAGGAGCCCUCGAGUUUGUAUUCUGAGUCGUUGAAUGUGUCGCGCGACAACACGGCGGCUGAUACUAGAGGAAAUAGCCUGGCAUGCAACCCUGCACCCUGGGGCACUACAGCGUUAGACGAGAUCUUGCUACCAGCGUCCGACAAGCUGAAGUUUGUCUCUGCAAAGCAGACCGAGUUGCCUGUCCCCAGCGCUGGUUUACCUCUCCUGGCUGCGUCGAUCACGCCACGCACGGCCUUCCUGUUGAGAACCUAUGAAACGGGGAUAGCGACAUGGAUGGAUGUUUUCGACUGCUCUUUGUCAUACCAACAGGGUCUCUUGCAAUUAGUACCCCAGUCGCCACUAUUACUCAACUCCACCUGUGCGCUUGCGGCCCGUCAGCUCAGCCUGAUCACGGAUCCGCAGACGUGGACCCCGGUGGCAGAGCAGCAUUACGGAGAGAGUCUGAGCAUGUUGAGGUCGACACUCGAGAAAGCUUCCAUGAACGCCGAGCAUGCCCUGGUGGCAACCAUUUUGCUGAGCAGCUAUGAGUUGCUAGCUUUCCCGGGUCUCAACUAUCACCGUCAUUUCCGGGGCGCCAAGUCGUUCGUGGAAGCCCUGGAAGCGUACAAGUCCCCGAAGCGUAUGACGCGUGCAUCGUUUUGGAUCUAUGCCCGCCACGAGGUUGGACAAGCGCUAAACUUGGAACGUCCACCCAUGCUGGAUCCCACAAGGUGGCCGAAGCAAGAUCUGCUCCAUACGGAGAACGUCGGCGAAGACGUGUACUGCAAUGACGCUCUAAGGCUAUGUGCCGAAGUCAUCCACCUGAUUUUUGGCUCGCAACCCCUGCGGCGGGGCAAGAAAUGGGUCAACCAAUGGUCAUGCUUGCACGAAGAAUGGGAAAGCUGGAUUCAAGAAGCCCCCAAAAUCUUGCUGGGGCAAGAAUAUCUCGACCGAGCGUCCCGCCGCCGGUACUGGUUUCCGAGAUCUUGUUUCGCUUCGGCCCUGUGCUUCUAUCACGUGUGUCAGGUCUUUCUGCUCACACACCGUCCCCAGGCGCUCCCGACAACGUCUAGGCAGACUUCCGGCGUAGUUCUCGAGCAGCAGAUACAGCAACACGCUCAAACCGUCAUCGAUGUUGCCCUGUCAGACAUGCCUGAUGGUGUGCAGGUCGUCAUGAUGCAGCCAGUCUUUCAUGCUGCAAAACACGUCCAGGAUGUUACCCGAAGGAACGAGGCCAUCAUUCUCCUAACAGAUAUUCAGAGAAGGACUGGGUUUCAUACGGAGUUCAAGGUUGAUAUACUCAAAGCCAUACCGAGCUCUUCGUAG
Molecule: messenger RNA, 2871 nt
Organism: Fonsecaea erecta
Lineage: Eukaryota; Fungi; Ascomycota; Eurotiomycetes; Chaetothyriales; Herpotrichiellaceae
Exons: 3
Coding region: 1-2871 (956 amino acids)
Molecular function (GO): monooxygenase activity; heme binding; oxidoreductase activity, acting on paired donors, with incorporation or reduction of molecular oxygen
Source: RefSeq, a predicted model, not a curated record